Molecule: messenger RNA, 2560 nt
Organism: Polistes dominula (European paper wasp)
Lineage: Eukaryota; Metazoa; Arthropoda; Insecta; Hymenoptera; Vespidae
Gene: Mtmr6
Product: Myotubularin related protein 6
Biological process (GO): phosphatidylinositol dephosphorylation
Cellular component (GO): cytoplasm
Molecular function (GO): phosphatidylinositol-3-phosphate phosphatase activity; metal ion binding; phosphatidylinositol-3,5-bisphosphate phosphatase activity
Source: RefSeq, a predicted model, not a curated record
AAAGAACCUAGUACAGUUAUUCGUAUUGCUAGGUUUUUUUUUGUCCCUGUCGAGUGGUUAUUCUGUUUUAAGAACGAUAGUGAAGCUAUCUGUGUUUUAUCUCUGUUGUAUAUUUUUGUUUUUUAAAGGAAAGACAAUGAUUUUAAUUCGAUAAAAUAAAACUUUUGAAAUAGUUAUAAUGUAAUUAUUGAGUUCUACAAAAUAUGAUUAUCUAGGCAAGUGUUUAAAACAAGUGUGGAUAUUAAAUCGUCUCAUACCAUACUUAUAUAUAGAGUAAUAUGCAAUGGACCAAAUAAAAAUUUCAAAGGUAGAAAAUGUCCGUUUAUUGGAGAAGUAUAGUAAUAAUCAUUCUGUAGGUACAUUGUAUUUAACUUUAACGGAUCUUAUAUUUGUCGAACGAAAUGGCAAGAAAAAAAUAUGGGUCUUGUAUACUCAUAUAUCAAACAUAGAGAAACAACCUUUAACUACUGCAGGAUCACCACUACAUAUUAAGUGUAAACAUUUUUAUAUUGUUACUUUUGUUAUACCUAAGGAACGCGACUGCCAUGACAUUUAUCUUACAUUGUUAAAGCUCUCUUGUCCAGCAAAUUUAGAAGAUCUUUAUUGCUUCAGUUAUCAAUCGAGUAAAUUACUUCAACACGUUGGGUGGAAUUUUUUUAAUGUACAAAGUGAAUAUCAAAGACAAGGAGUACCAAACGAAGAAUGGUCUCUUUCCUAUUUGAAUACUAAUUACGAGCUUUGUGAUACAUACCCAAAAUAUAUAUAUGUUCCAAGUACUUGCGCGGACAAUAUUUUGUUGGGUAGUGCAAAAUUUCGAAGUAGGGGAAGACUUCCGGUGUUAACAUAUUUGCACUCGAAUAAGGCUGUUAUCUGUCGUUGCAGUCAACCGCUUUCAGGAUUUAGCGCACGAUGUCCAGAAGACGAAUCAAUAAUGUAUUAUAUACUUUGUACAAAUCCUAAUUCUAAAUAUAUGUAUGUCGUAGACACAAGGCCACGCAUUAAUGCUUUUGCGAAUCGAGCAGCGGGUAAAGGAUAUGAAAAUGAAAAUUUCUAUGACAAUAUAAAGUUCCAUUUUUUUGGAAUUGAAAAUAUACACGUCAUGAGAACAAGCUUGAACAAACUUAUAGAAUUACAAAGGACAACAUCGAUGAGUGCUUUUUUAAAUGGUCUAGAAAGCAGCGGAUGGUUAAAGCAUAUUCGUUCUAUAUUGGAAACUGCUUGGUUUAUUGCACGAGCAGUUCAUAACGGCGUAAGCGUAGUAGUACAUUGUAGCGAUGGUUGGGAUCGUACUGCACAAGUAUGUUCCCUGGCUGGUUUACUCUUAGAUCCAUAUUAUAGAACUAUCCAAGGAUUUCAGGCACUAAUAGAAAAAGAUUGGUUGUCGUUUGGUCACAAGUUCAAUGACCGUUGUGGCUAUGUUAGUAGUGAUGGCAAAGAAUUGGCACCAAUAUUUACUCAAUUUAUAGAUGCAACCUAUCAAUUAUUACAACAAUAUCCACAUAAAUUUCAAUUCAAUGAAUUAUUUCUUUUAACGCUUCACGACCAUGUACAUAGCUGUCAGUAUGGAACAUUUAUUGGAAACUCGGAAAAGGAGAGGCAGACCUUUAGAUUAGCCGAAAGAACGUAUUCUUUAUGGGGAUAUAUUGCUAACAAUACCAACGAGUAUAUCAAUCCAUUUUAUGAAUGUAUAGCUUGGAACGAUGAUUCUAAUGAUGUUCUCCAGCCAAAAUUAGCACCGCAAAGUAUUAUCAUUUGGAGAGGAUUAUAUUUUAGAUUUGAGAAUGGUAUUCACCCUAGAGAAACGUACGAGGAUAUGUUAUUGACAAUUCAUGAUCACACUAGUUCUUUAGAAGAUCACGUUAAAUUUCUUAUCAAGAGAUUCAAUUCUUUGAGUGAAUUAUUAAUUUUAAAUGACUCACGAAAAAAAGAUAUUCAAAGUAAAAAUAAGAUUGAUAAUAAAUAUGUUAAAGAAUCGUUAUCCGAAACUAUAGAGGAAAAUGUGAAUCACGAUGAAAAAAUGAAAACUAAAGAAAAAGUCAGCCAAAUAGAGAACGAGUUGAAAACCGUUGCUAUAGAAUGGAAAUCGUCUCGUAAUAUGGAGGAAUGUACUUGUUCAACUAAUUUUGAUGCGUUUAAUAGCAAGCAUCAUUGUUGGUCUUGCGGGGAAGUACUAUGUAUGCGAUGUGUGGACACGCACGGUGUUUUACCUGGACAUUUAUCGCAACGUGCUGUACCUAUUUGUACAACAUGUUCCCAACAUUCUGCUAGUUCUUCAAUCACCCCUUGAUCCUACUAUAUAUGAUAGAAUAUUAUUUAGAUCGAUCGACAUUAUUCAAAUGAAGAAAAAUACAAAGGAGUUUCGAAGGAAACACCACCACUUUAUUUUGCGCAGAGAUACUAAGAAGUAUCAAAGUAUAAAGCUGCCCUUCAAAUCGUACGUAUCAUUAAUUAUACAAAUAUUUUAUCUAAUUGAUUUAUUCGUUCCAAUUUCUAUUGAUAUCAUUAAAAUGAUGAUCUAUCUAUCUCUCAGUCCAAAUCAAUAUUACUUUUUUUUUUUUUU